AUGGAAACUAAAGAGUGUGCCUGCCUGGUGGGCCAGGAACCUCGAAACAAGCGGGAGAGUGCUCUGUGCGACAGUUCGUACUUCUAUCAGACUGAUUGGCGCUCCGGCGGCUUCCCCAAGUUUCCCGGCGUGCCGGCGGCGGGCCCCGCCGGCGCCGUGGUGGGCGAGAGGGUGGGCGCGCAGUGCGGCACCCGCGCCGUGCCCCACCUGCCCUCGCGGCCGGGGUCGCCGUCGUCGCGCAUCGUGGGCGGCACGCAGCCGCCCUACGGCGCCUACCCCUGGCAGGUGGAGAUCCAGGCCUUCCGCGCCGAGCAGCGCUCCUUCCAGCACCACUGCGGCGGCGCGCUCAUCGGGCCGCGCCUCGUGCUCACGGCGGCACACUGCCUCAAGGCGCCGGCGCUCAGCUCGCCCGACCAGCUGCGCGUCGUGCUGGGCGACCACAACCUGUCCACGUCCGACCCCCACGAGCAGGCCUUCCGCGCCGAGCGCGUGCUGCUGCACCCCGAGUUCCGGAAAGAGGGCCCGUACAGCAACGACAUCGCGCUCAUCCUGGUGACGCCGGUGGGCGGUCGCGCGUUCCGCUUCUCGUCGCACGUGCAGCCCAUCUGCCUGCCGGACUUGGCGGCCAAGCGCGCCGCCCCCGAGGGCGCGUGGUGCACCGUGACGGGCUGGGGCGCGCAGGCCGACGACGCCGUGGACAGCCUGUCGCCCGUGCUGCGCGCCGCCGCCGUGCCGCUGCUGGGCCAGGACACGUGCCGCGCCGCCGACGUGCUGGGCGGCCCCUUCCGCCGGCAGCCCAUCCUGGACGGCAUGCUGUGCGCCGGGCCGCUCUCCGGCGGCGUGGACGCGUGCGGCGGCGACUCGGGCGGCCCGCUCGCCUGCGAGGUGCACGGCCGCUGGGUGCUGACGGGCCUGGUGUCGUGGGGCGACGGCUGCGCCAAGCGGAACCGCCCCGGCGUCUACACCAGGGUGGCGCACUACGGCGACUGGAUCCGCGACUCGGCGAAGCAGCUGGGGCUGUGAUGCACUGUGAAGCACUAUGAAGCCUGUGGAGUGAUUCCGAAUGGGAGGCCUCUCUCUCGCACUCAUGGGACGCUCCGUGCCGGUGUGAGAGAUGCAGACCGACGGCCGCGCUGUGCCGCCAU
This is a messenger RNA of Thrips palmi, 1145 nucleotides long. RefSeq names its product serine protease 33-like. Gene Ontology annotation, biological process: proteolysis. The record is from RefSeq and is a predicted model, not a curated record. The transcript has 6 exons. Lineage: Eukaryota; Metazoa; Arthropoda; Insecta; Thysanoptera; Thripidae. Gene Ontology annotation, molecular function: serine-type endopeptidase activity. The coding region runs from base 1 to 1023 and encodes 340 amino acids.